AUGAGUGGCGUUUUGUGCGCGCCGGCGGCCGGGGCGUUCCAGGCGCUGAGGCUCGUGCGCUGGGCUUCCCGAAGAAGCCCGCCUCCGCCGCCCAGCGGCCGGGCUCGAGCCCAGCUCGCGGCCGAGGGCGAUGAAGAGGAUGACCCUCACCGCCCUCUUCGGUUUUCCUCCAGCAGAGCCGCGCCGCUCCGCUGGACAGUGAAGCAGUCCCUGGGAACCGAGCAGCAGCGGCCCUGGUGGGUGGUGCUGCCCUUCAGCUUGUCCCUCAUGGCUCUGGUCAUUUGGUGCUUCUUUAGGCAGGAGACCAGCGCGGACCGGUGGUUGAGACGGAUGUUGCUGGAAGAGGUACCAGAGCCCAGCGACGCUUCUGAAGAUCCUGGAGUUCCGGUGGCCCACGGGGCGAGGACUUAA
This is a messenger RNA of Rangifer tarandus platyrhynchus (Svalbard reindeer), 411 nucleotides long. Lineage: Eukaryota; Metazoa; Chordata; Mammalia; Artiodactyla; Cervidae. The record is from the annotation of a GenBank genome assembly.